Molecule: messenger RNA, 4254 nt
Organism: Bactrocera oleae (olive fruit fly)
Lineage: Eukaryota; Metazoa; Arthropoda; Insecta; Diptera; Tephritidae
Gene: ras
Product: Inosine-5'-monophosphate dehydrogenase ras
Biological process (GO): GTP biosynthetic process
Cellular component (GO): cytoplasm
Molecular function (GO): IMP dehydrogenase activity
Source: RefSeq, a predicted model, not a curated record
UCUGUUUAAUAAAUAAUUAAAUUAUUAACAAGCAAUUAUUCGUAUACUUAAAUGUAUACUAACCAGUUUCUUUUGUUUUCGAUUUUUGCACAAGUCCACGUUGUGCCAGACGUUGAAGUAAUGCUGGUGGCAAGCUCAUAUUAAUUAAUUCUCUCGUAAUGUUCUACUUUUUUCAAAAUAUGUAUUACUGUGUUUAAAUUAAAUUACGAAGUGAAGAUAAUUGCUGCAAAGUGCAUCAAUAUAAAUCUUUUCAACACAAUUUAGUUUCUACCUCUCAGCUGUUUGGUUAACUGUCAUUUUAAAUUUACAAGGCUUUUGACAGCUGUGUGUUCAGUGCUCGUUGUUGUGAGCGGUAGGGAUGCAUUUGCUGUAUUUGCUGUAGAAAUAAUCAUAACAAACUUUAUAUAUGAAAUAUUUUUUAAGUAAAUGAUAAUUACAUAUAUAUAUUUAUAUUUUGAUAUAAUAUCAAUUUUUUGUUGCUGUGUGAUAAAUUAUUGUAUGUGAAAUAGUUUACAAAGUAAAAAAUUAUAUAUAUGACAUGCCUAAUACUCAUUGUUUUUAAAGAAUUACAAUAGAGCACUCAAAACCAUUUCUAAAUUUGAUCAAUAAUUUUAACAAGAAAUAUUAAUAUAAUAACAAUUUUGAUUUAUACACCUUCCUGUCAGUGCAUCCCUGCACAUAUGGAGCCCUGAACGAAUUGAGCAACACGUGGAGCUCGCGAAAAUGCUCAUUUAGUGUGGAGCAGUUGAGUUAGACGCAUUUAGGAACGGACGAAUUUACAUACUGUAUUGUGUCGGGUUGUUUUUUGACACAUUUGUUGCUGUAACUCAAUUUAGGGGGCGAAUAUCACUUGAAUUUUUUGCACACAGCUGGAAAUUUUCCACCGGUACAAUUAGUGCUACAACCUUUAAUAGUGGCGAAAAGUUGUCGCAAUAUUUUUUAUUUUGGAAAUAUUGUGUGCUUGUCCUUAUAUUGCUGAACCGAGCGCGUUCAACAAUACUUAAGUCUCGCAAAGUUUGAAAUACAUUUAUAGCCAAAAACAAUUAUUUUACAAGAAUAAUAUAUAAAAAAGCAUUUAAAGUUCAAUUAGCUGUGCAUACAACGGCAAUUGACUUCAACAUUACAAUUAGUGCCAAACGUUCAUUUAUAUACACGAUUCUACAAUAAAUUUAAACGAUGGCAACAACAACAACCAAUGUAACCACUAAUGGAUUUAACAGUGCACCAGCUGAAACUGUAAAGGUACUAUCGGUAGAUGCUAGCGCAAAUGAACUGCAAGAUGGGCUUUCAUGUCACGAGCUUUUCGCUAAUAGCGAUGGCUUGACCUACAAUGACUUUCUUAUCUUGCCUGGUUAUAUUGAUUUCGCCGCUGAAGAAGUGGAUUUAAGCUCACCAUUGACAAAAGAUAUUACAUUGCGAGCGCCGCUAGUAUCAUCGCCCAUGGACACUGUCACCGAGUCAGAUAUGGCCAUUGCCAUGGCGCUCUGUGGUGGCAUUGGCAUUAUACAUCACAACUGCACACCAGAAUAUCAAGCGAAUGAAGUUCACAAAGUCAAGAAAUACAAACACGGCUUUAUUCGUGAUCCGUCGGUUAUGUCGCCUGAGAAUACGGUCGGUGAUGUGCUUGAAGCGCGUCGCAAAAACGGCUUCACUGGCUAUCCCAUUACAGCCGACGGUAAACUGGGUGGUCGCCUAUUAGGCAUUGUCACAUCACGUGAUAUUGAUUUCCGUGAGAAUCAGCCCGAAAUUAAAUUAGGCACAAUAAUGACUACCGAAUUGAUAACUGCCCCUAACGGCAUUACACUGCCCAUGGCUAAUGCUAUUUUAGAGAAAAGCAAGAAAGGCAAAUUGCCAAUUGUUAAUGAGAAUGGUGAACUGGUUGCGCUAAUUGCGCGUACCGAUUUGAAGAAGGCACGUUCUUAUCCGAACGCCUCGAAGGAUAGCAACAAACAAUUGUUGGUGGGCGCUGCUAUUGGUACACGACCUGAGGACAAAGAUCGUCUCAAAUUGCUCGUCGAAAAUGGCGUUGAUGUAAUUGUUUUGGAUUCAUCGCAAGGCAACUCAAUUUAUCAAAUUGAAAUGAUUAAAUUCAUAAAGAACACUUAUACGGGACUACAAGUGAUUGGUGGAAAUGUUGUGACACGCGCUCAAGCCAAAAAUCUAAUCGAUGCUGGCGUAGAUGGCUUGCGCGUUGGCAUGGGCUCCGGUUCGAUUUGUAUCACACAAGAGGUUAUGGCAUGCGGCUGCCCACAGGCUACUGCUGUCUACCAAGUAUCCAGUUAUGCUAAACAAUUUGGCGUGCCCGUCAUAGCCGAUGGUGGUAUUCAAUCCAUAGGACAUAUCGUCAAAGCAUUAUCGUUGGGCGCUAGCGCUGUAAUGAUGGGCUCACUAUUGGCCGGUACUUCUGAGGCGCCAGGUGAAUAUUUCUUUUCUGAUGGUGUGCGCCUGAAGAAGUAUCGCGGUAUGGGUUCACUAGAGGCUAUGGAAAGACGUGAUGCCAAAGGCGCUGCUAUGUCACGUUACUAUCACACCGAAAUGGAUCGUACAAAGGUGGCGCAGGGUGUCAGCGGCAGUAUUGUCGACAAAGGUUCCGUUUUGCGUUAUUUACCCUACUUGGAAUGCGGUCUGCAGCAUAGCUGCCAGGACAUUGGCGCGCGCACAGUCAGCGAACUAAGAGCAAUGAUUUACAAUGGCAAAUUGCGUUUCAUGAAGCGCACUCAUUCCGCACAAGUGGAGGGUAAUGUGCAUGGUCUAUUCUCCUAUGAGAAACGUCUCUUCUAACAAACAGCUGCAACAAGUGUGCGCACUGAUAAAGCGUUAAUCGCAAACAAUGCGGUGCAAGUGCGCUAUGGUGGGUUGACAGCAUAUUUGCAAAGGAAUGGGGCAUACGAGUGUGGUGCAACGGCAACUCAUAACAUAUAUAAUAGAGCGAUAAACACAGCAGCGGUACAGCGGCGUCAGCAGUAACGUAUGUAAUAUAGUGCUACCACACCUAAAGGUUAUAUUUUAUGACAUUUGCUACGGUGCUUACAUCAGUAGCUUUAGCGGUAAUAUUUUUCUGUAAUUUAGUAUAUGAAAGUAACGCCGUUGUAUUUACUUGUAUAAUUAGUUUCUAUAAGUUAUUUCAUGUGCUUAGAGCAGUACUUAAUACAUAGAAAAACUUAAAAAUUUAUAAAUUUAUACAUUUGUGCAUAUUAAGCAACUAUCCUCAUGUCUAAUUUGGUUUACAUACAGCUUAUUUGCUUUAUAUUAAAUAUUUGCUUUUGGCUUGUUAUUAUUUAAUUAAAAUCCUUUGAUCGCGCAAUCGGCUCAUUUAUACACAACUAUUAUUUAUUACUUAUUGCCGCAACUGCUGUAUUUUUACUAAACUUUAGUAAUAACUAUUAAAAAAAUAUGAUUAUUUGUGCAGAAAAUUAUAAAAUUUUAGUAUGUAGCCUGUGUUAAGAUUUGUAAUAGUUAAAUUUGCUCUAAACUACGCUAGUAGCUGACAUAACGCUGUACUUUCUUAACAAGUAUUUUUCAUUUUCCUAGUUUAUACAAUUAUAUUGUUAGAAAUUUUUAUAAAUUUAAAUACUUUAUAUACAAAUUUAUGUAGAUUUUUUCAAAAAUGUAGCAAAAUUUAGGCAUAUAACCUAGAAAAUGUAUGUAUUUCACACAUUUAGGUGUUUUAAAAUUUAUUGAUGUUCAAAACAAGCGCACACCUAUACACAAUAUUAGUUAAUAUGUUGGAGAAUUUUAAGCUUAGUGUAGGCCUAAAUGUUUUUUAACGAGUUGCAGCAACGUCGUGGAGUAUAUGCAACAUGAUGGAGUGCAGAUGCCGACACGCAAUAUCAUUAACGCAAUGAACUGUCAAAUGCCCACCGUAAUUCUAAACAAAGCCGACAAAAAAGAAAGUACGGAAAUGCACACGGAUUUUUAUUCGAUUAAGGACUAUCAACAUUACUUGAAAUUACUUCAGGAGUGUUUUCUGCCGCUACAACAACAACAAAGUAACGCUACGAACUGCCGUCAUCUUUAUUGCUCUAAUCAACUUCGCGUACAUAGACCCGCCUAACUGUAUAUUGCCGUUAGGUAUGCUCCUACGUCUAACUGUUAAUUAACAAUUGCGCCUUAGCUGCUUUUAAAAUUCUCCAUUAUAGGCAAGAAAACUCAAUGUAAUGCAAUUUAUAUAGAAUACAAUUAAAUAUCUAUGUGACUACAAUACCUUAUAAAUGUUAGCAAUUAUGUAAUAAACUAUAUACAUAAAUAAUUAAA